Moneuplotes crassus is the source of this 936-nucleotide messenger RNA. Lineage: Eukaryota; Ciliophora; Spirotrichea; Euplotida; Euplotidae. The record is from the annotation of a GenBank genome assembly.
AUGAAAAGUUCAGACAGGAGGGGAGGUUUAAAGGGAAGUGAUGCAAGUGAGGGUAAAGAAGGUGAAAGGAAAGUUAAGUCUAAUAACCUAAGAGCAAAAGAGUACAGAGACAGAAAGAAACAAUACCUCACUAAGCUAGAGGAAACUAACAAGAAACUUGUCCAAGAAAAUAUGGCAUUGAAAUAAAGAAAUAUGGGAGUUAAAGAAAGAGAUUAGCAGUAUGAAGCCAACAAAAUUAUAUCAAAAUGAGAGCAAGGCUAAGAUAGAUCACCAUGAAAAUUUUGCAUUUGUUAAGCUACCAAAAAUGUUCAAAGAAAAUCCAGAUAGUGUUCGGUUCAGUCAAAUAGAAAUGGCUUUGAGCGAUCUGAGUGAAUGGGGUCCUGACAGAGUCAAUGUUGUUAAGAAAGCAUUUGAUGAUAUUUUAACUUAUAUGGUAUCCAAAGAUAACAAAUGCUUUCAUGCUGUGUACAAGAAGAUGAACAUGAGCGAAUAUCUUAACAAACUUGGAAGAAAACGAGUAAUCAAGAAUAAAUAUAAAGAACUCGAAGAGCCAGGCCCAGAAGAAAUUGCCCUAGAUCUUAAUCUAUCAGACGAUCUAAUGAAUUACCUUAAAAAGAAUGGGCAUGGAUUCAUGCAGACUACUAGAACUUACAAGAAGCUUGUUAAACAAUUGAUUACCAUAAGAAACGCUAUCAUAACAGCUGGUCAAGAGAAGCAAAAGUAUCAUGACCAGACAAAGAUUUACGAAUCUCACUCUAAAUUAGACUUUAUCAAGGUAUCAGACCUUGUGAAGAAACUCGAUGGGUCAAAAUUCGUGUCUCCUCAUUCCUUAUGGGAUCUGCCUGUAAGAGAUCCUGAUUCUGAUAUCUAUAAAGGCUGUGAACUCUCUGAAUAAAUUUUAGAAUAAUGAACGUUUCGUUAUGAGCUUUUAAAGAU